Eriocheir sinensis (Chinese mitten crab) is the source of this 2890-nucleotide messenger RNA. Its product is annotated as titin homolog. The record is from RefSeq and is a predicted model, not a curated record. The transcript is spliced from 2 exons. NCBI's taxonomy places the organism in Eukaryota, Metazoa, Arthropoda, Malacostraca, Decapoda, Varunidae. Bases 45 to 2855 code for a protein of 936 amino acids.
CAACCGCAAGUGUUCUUAAUUUCAUAAACGUUCACUCAACAAUUAUGAAUCUUCUUGUGUUCUGGACGAUCAUCGUGCUGGGGCUGGGCCCCCUCGCCGACAGUACCGGGGACGCGGGGCUCCGGGGGCUCCCGGAGAAGGAGACCCGCUGUGCCGCCCUGGUGCAGGCCGCCUUCAGGGAGUACCGAAAACUUUACGCGGCGGGACUCCAUGAUUCACCGCAUGUGAUUGAUCUGAUAUUGGCAAGACUGGGAAUCCCUCCGAACGACACAAUUAAGACCAUAGAAAGGAAGGUCUUAGAUAACACCGAUGAAAUGGGACAUGAAACCGGAAAAAAGACAGUUGUUGAGAAGACGACGGAGUCUGACGUAGCACCCAACGGAACUGUAACAAAGACUUCGGAAACCACGGUCGAUAUAGAUGAGGACGGUAAACAAAGUGGUGAAAAAUCUGUGACCGAAAGUGAAACCAUGACGGGACAGACUCCAGAUAAUGGGACCAUAGCACGAACAGUGGACGUUAAAAAGGUAUUGGACGAAGAGGGCAAUGAAGUAAAGGAGGAAGUUGUUAUGAAGAAGGAAUUGAUAGUACAACCUCCCACCAAUACGACUGAGGAAAAGCCGCGGGACAAUGAAGACGCAAAUCUUAUCGGUCCAAAAGUAGGGGCGGACGACAAAGGUGAAAACAAAACCGAGUUAAAACUUGGCGCCUCAGGAAAGAGCGACGGACUUCAGAAAGCAGAACUAACAGAGGAAAUAAAGGAAAUUCUGGCCGGCAAUAUAACGCAUGAAGUGUUAGUUAAAGAGAAAGAAGAACAGCUUUCUCCACAGGAAAGCACCAAGGUGACAUCUGUGGAAAGGAAAAAUGUUACAGAGAAGGAUGAUGGACUUGAGAAAGUAGAACUAACAGAGGAAAUAAAGAAAAUUCUGCCCGGCAAUAUAACGAAUGAAGUGUUAGUUAAAGAGAAAGAAGAACAGCUUUCUCCACAGGACAGCACUAUUGUGACAUCUGUGGAAAGGAAGAAUGUUACAGAAAAGGAUGAUGGACUUCAGAAAGUAGAACGAUCAGAGGAAAUAAAGGAAAUUCUGCCCGGCAAUAUAACGAAUGAAGUGUUAGUUAAAGAGAAGAAAGAACAGCUUUCUCCACAGGAAAGCACUAUUGUGACAUCUGUGGAAAGGAAGAAUGUUACAGAAAAGGAUGAUGGACUUGAGAAAGUAGAACUAACAGAGGAAAUAAAGGAGGUUCUGCCCGGCAAUAUAACGAAUGAAGUGUUAGUUAAAGAGAAGGAACAGCUUUCUCCACAGGAAAGCACCAAGGUGACAUCUGUGGAAAGGAAGAACGUUACAGAAAAGGAUGAUGGAAAAGAUGUCGAGAAAGAAACUGUAAUUCAAAAAGAAGUCGAAAAGAAUGUGUGUGAUAGCGACAUCAAUGAGGUUCGUAACGAAAAACAUCUUAAUGAAACAAUUGAAGACUUGAAACACCAAGUUGAUGACGUGAAAAACAAGAUUAAGGAAGAAAAAGAAAAGGCUGAAGAAACAAAUGCUACGCGUAGCCUAUGCGUCGUAAAAGAACCAAGUGCUGCCCCUGUCAUUCAAGAAGGUAACGUCGUUGAAAAGAUAGUCCCUGCUGUGACGCCGGCGAUGGUUGCCGAAAAGAUUCAUCCUACGGUGACGGAAGGGGAAGUCCCCGUUGAGACAAAAGAGAAGGUUGUUGAGCAGGCUGCCCCUUCGGUGACAGAGGAGAUCGUAAGCGUCUCUAAGGAGCAAGAAGAAGUCCCUGUUGUGGCAGAAGAGAAGAAGGUUAUUGAAAAGAUUCAUCCUACGGUGACGGAAGGGAAAGUCCCCGUUGAGACAAAAGAGAAGGUUGUUGAGCAGGCUGCCCCUUCGGUGACAGAGGAGAUCGUAAGUGCCUCUAAGGAGCAAGAAGAAGUCCCUGUUGUGGCAGAAGAGAAGAAGGUUGUUGAAAAGAUUAUCCCCUCGGUGACAGAAGGAGAAGUACCGGCAGUCCCUCAGCAGGAGGUUGUUGAAACAGUUGCCCCAUCGCCGACAGAAGAAAAAGUUCCUGUUGUGACACAAGAAAGGGUUAUUGAGCAGAAUGUACCACAAGAAAGGGUUAUUGAGCAGAAUGUACCACAAGAAAGGGUUAUUGAGCAGAAUGUACCACAAGAAAGGGUUAUUGAGCAGAAUGCCCCACAAGAAAGGGUUAUUGAGCAGAAUGCCCCACAAGAAAGGGUUACUGAACAGUCUGCCCCUCCGGUGACAGAAGAGAUUGUCACUGUUUCUAACGAGAAAGAAGAAGUCCCUGUUGUUAUAACAGAGGAAAAGGUUCCCGUUGUGACAAAUCAGACGGUUGUAGAAAAGAUUCAUCCUCCAGCGACAGAAGAGACUGUCACUGUUUCUAACGAGAAAGAAGAAGUCCCUGUUGUUGAAACAGAGGAAAAGGUUCCCGUUGUGACAAAUCAAACAGUUGUUGAAAAGAUUCAUCCUCCAGCGACAGAAGAGAUUGUCACUGUUCCUAAAGGGAACGAAGAAGGCCCUGUUGUUGAAACAGAGGAAAAGGUUCCCGUUGUGACAAAUCAGACGGUUGUAGAAAAGAUUACUCCUCCAGCGACAGAAGAGAUUGUCACUGUUUCUAAAGGGAACGAAGAAGGCCCUGUUGUUGAAACAGAGGAAAAGGUUCCCGUUGUGACAAAUCAGACGGUUGUAGAAAAGAUUACUCCUUCCGUAACAGAAGAAAGAGUUGUUGAGAAGGGUGCCCCCUCUGUCAGCGAAAGCGUAGUUUCCAUUCCAGAGAGGGAGGAAGGAGUAGUUGAAAGAAUUGCUCCUGUUGUAAAGAAAGCAAUUACAACAGAGUAGUGAUACCAGGUUGCUGUUUCUCUUAUCUAUUUCAU